AUGCAAAGCCUAAUAGAUUCUGCCGAAUUGAUGAUGGAGAGUGGCGAUGAUGCCGAAGUAUUCGAGGAUAUGAGGAUUUGGCUUGUCAAUGAAAAAAACUCUCCCGAACUUUUACCUGGAGGAAAACGUCUUGAAUCUAUGGUCGAAAGAGCCAAGUCAAGGAUUGAAUCGGAGGAAGAAAAACUCAUGGAAAGUGAUGUCUAUACGGAAGAAUAUUCUAUUAGAAAUACAGAAUUAAAUAGAUUGAAAUUUUUAGUAACAUCUCUGAUGAGGACAAGACUAUUCAAGUUGGAAACAUUGUGUGAAUAUGUAAAGAGAACAGAAAUCAAAAAUAUCAAUAAUAGUGACUUAUCUUGGGAAACAAGUACGGAUGAGGAAAUUCAUUCAGCUUUGAAAAUUGUUACACCUUCAGAGUGGAAGUUCCUCCAAAAAUUCUCUAAAUUAAGAUCUACCUAUUUCGAUAAUAGUUUCAUCAAUCAAACCAAUGUGGAUGUUGCUUCAAAAGGUCAAGGAAAGGAUAACAUUGUACCUUUUGUUGAACCAGAUUGGUUUAAAUAUUUAUUCUGUGAAGUUGUACAAGAUUUAGGUACUGUGACACUCACUCCUUUCAAUGCUGAUCCAAACAAUGAAGAUGAAGAUGAAUUGGAACUUGAACUACCUAAGGGAACAAUAUUUUUCAUUCAAUACAGAAUGAUAAGAACUUUACUCUUUGAAGGAAAGGUGAAACUGGUGUAA
Messenger RNA from Naegleria gruberi, 735 nucleotides. RefSeq lists its product as uncharacterized. The record is from RefSeq and is a predicted model, not a curated record. NCBI's taxonomy places the organism in Eukaryota, Heterolobosea, Eutetramitea, Acrasida, Naegleriidae. The transcript has a single exon. Gene Ontology annotation, biological process: double-strand break repair via break-induced replication; DNA-templated DNA replication. Gene Ontology annotation, cellular component: GINS complex. The coding region runs from base 1 to 735 and encodes 244 amino acids.